GCCGCGGCAGGGCGGGCGCUUCCAGUAGGCGUUACGCUACCCGGCGGUGGCUGAGGUAGGGGAAAAGCAGCCCCAAGGAGGGUGCGGGGCUGUGCUGCCGCCGUGUGUUCUGCAUUUAUCAGCUACUUCUCUUCAUCUCCCCCAUGCUGCCGGGGCCGGGAUAUGCGCGCGGCCGCUCGGAGGCGCCUGAAAGCCGCUAUGAGGGCAGAAGGACCAGGCCGGGCCGCGCUGCUCGUGUUGCCAUGGCAACGCAGGCGCCGGCUGAAGUGCGCGUGCGCCGCGCUCGCCGCCAUCUUGGCAGUUCUACGCGGCAGUGUAACGCCCCGAACCUCCCCGCCUCUCUUAGAAAUGGCACUGAUGUGCGUCCAGUUUUGAUUACCCAGAAAUCACACAAAUGUGGCAUCAAAAUUUAAAAAGCGAAGCUUUUUUUUUUUUUUUUUUUUGUGCGGGUUAAUUUUCUAGCUUGUUGGCAGCUCCCUGUUGAGCUGUCCUGAUGGCUCCUAUACGUGGAAAGGAAACAAUGGGAGAGAGCUUAAAAAUAUUUAAGAGGUCAAAGUCCAAGAGCUUGUCUGGUCUCAACUGUUUCGAUAUAAAUGCAGUGAGAAAAAGCCAGCAUAAACCACCUUACCUGUCAUUUGAUCUGUGAGGAGGGGAGCGUGAGAGAAGCGGGAAAGUGUACUUUCAUUGAGUGGAAGGCUGGAUGUUUAAAUGGCCUCAGAAGGGCAAAGUGAGGAUGCUGAGCAUCCAGCUGAGCCUCCUACAGCUCCUCUUGGGAGUAACAGCACUUUUCGAUGGGGAGAUAUACUUGCUGCAGUGAAAGAUCAGCUCCCGUCUCUGGACUCUGACACUUCUACAUCUGACUGUGAGAGCGAUGGGGAGCUUUUCAUCUUCCAGCGAGAGCAACCCAACUUGAUUCCUGACCUGUCAGAUGAGCUACUGGAAUUUUCCCUGGAAGACUCAGACAUGCAGAAAAAAGAGAAAAAGAAAUGGAAUGGAGAUCUGAAGAGUCUUGGCCAUCAGGAAAAAACAGAUGGUGCCCAAGUCAUUGCAAAAGAAUAUGUUCAAGUGAUUAAAGAUGAGGCUUCCAAUCUUUCCAGCCAUACUGAAGAAAUUCCAAGCCAAAAGGAAGCUGUUGUUGAAGAGUCUCUUGCAGAUUCCACAGAUGGACUUGAAGAGGAAGAACCAGGAAGGCAACAGGCCAGGGAAAAAAGGAAUUCUUGUCGUAAUACAUCAUUGUUAUUGGAGGAACUGUGCAGUAAGAAAGAGAGAAGAAAGCUUAUAGAGACGAAGAUACUCUCAAAAAUAUUUCUAGAGCCAUCACCAGGCCACCCUGAGCUAAAUAAUAAGCCUCCCUCACGUGGCAUUAGCAAAAGUCUAGAAAGAAGUGCUAAAGAAGAAACUUCUGCAGCUGGCCAUCUUCAAGAACUAACCUGUCUGUCACUGCAGUGUACCGAGAACUGGGAUCUAGAUAAGACUUCUAUGGAGCUGAAGCAGCAGAAAAAUACACAUAAUGAUCACGCAGAAAAUUUCUUCUCAGAAGAUUACGAGACCUUCAGAAGUAGAUCUGAAAAGCAGCUCAUGGAAAAGUUAGAAGAGCUGUGUAACAGGCAAUCCAGGACACUGUCUUCACGUUGCAGGUGGCCAUCAGCCAAAAUCUCCUUUCAUGAAGAGCAAGAGAACAAGAAGGAUGUUGCCUUCCUCUCAUCUUCACCAAGUUCUCUUAGGAUGGAUGCAGUGAGAUUGCAGUGCCUGCCAGAGCCUCCAACUGUAUAUGUAGAUUUAAGAGAUGCCGAACCACAGAAGUCAGUAACAUUCCCUGAUGAGAAACAGAGUGCAGGUGACAGCUCCACUGAUGAAGAUGAGACUAUGACUGUUAUGGACCAAGAAGAGAGGAAAAUCAGGAAGAAUUGCUCAGGGAAGUGCCUGCUACUGCAACAACUCCGUAGAGCCCGUAAAGAGGCCUCAGAGCUUCUUCACAAAGCAUCUGCCCCAGCUGAAAGACUCAAGGGCAUAAAACAGGAUCCAGAAAGUCUGGAAGAGAUGGAUGCCUUUAAAGUCAGUCAAAAUCAAAAUUUUAAAAUGAGAGAAGGGACGAAUGAGGUCAUUUCCAGGAAACUGGUGAGGUUGGAGCCAGAGAAAAGAAAUACCUCCUUGUCAAGCCAGAGAGACAAUGGAGCUGAUAUAGAAACAAAAAGCGUAAUGAAAGCUGAGAAGGUUCAACAUUUGGGAAAUGCUUCAGAAUCUCCUCUACCUACAAAAGAAUUUCCAAGGACAGAAGAAAGUAACAGAGAGCUAUCCCAAAAGGAAGAACAGAUGAAAGAGAAACAUGUGAGAUGUGGAUUCCAGGAGCAGCUGGAGAGAUUGCAGCCUCAACAAUCAGUUUCUGGAAAGCAGUUGAUGGCAGAGAAAACACCUGUUUUGUUCCACACGGAAACCUCUUAUUUGCCAGUUGUUGACAGGCUGCCUGGACGGGACAGUGUGAGAGAUGAAGAGCUGCUGAUGGCAGUUUGGCUGUCGAGUUCUGGCCGGGUACCCACAGAUGAGAGCAGUGGACCAAUGCGUAGCGUUGCACUGAGAGCAGCUGACAUCUACCGUGCCCUUGUGACAUGGCUUCUAUCUCUAGUGCCUCCUGUGAAAAUGAAAGGUGGACCCAAAACUCCAUUUCAGGCAGUAGGUCUACAGCAGACCUGGCAAGAGGAUGGAUUGGCCCUGUCUGCCUGUCUAAUGCCAACAGAUGAAUCUCCAACCCAGGACUUGAUGCUGAUUCAAGAAAAGUUAAAGAUGAUUAAAACUAAAGAAGAUCUCCAAGAAACAUCCAUUUGUUACCAGAGGAUUUCUGAUUUUCUGUCCUGUGCGUGGCUUCCAGAUGUUGCCUGGUGGAGAGCAGAACUGUGCAGUUGCUUCCAAAACCACCUGUAUCCACUUCUUCCUGAAACUCCUUCUGCCCUGCUCAGUUAUAUUGCUACUGUUAAUCCUGAUACUCAGGCAGUGGAGAAGGUGCUUGCGAUGCCAAGUGGAUUUUACUGGCAGACUGUUGGAACUGAUGAAAAAUACCUCCCUAAUGGCAGUGACAUCAAGGCUUGCAGACACACUGACACCGAGGUUGCCAUGGUAUUGCUGUUUGAAACUCUCUCCCAAAGAUCUCUAGCUCCCCAUCACAUGUUGCAGCUGGUGCUCAGCUCUGGGCUGGAUACCUGUGGACUCCACCUGCUCUGCUCUCAGCGUGAUGCGCUGCUCUCUAGCUCAGAAAAACUGCCUUCUUCCUAUGCUUCAGACACUGACAAGGUGCUGGCAUUAGGUGUGAGAGGGCCUAAAGGAAUUAGCACCUUGCAGAAUAUCACUGGGCCAUCUGACCCGCAGCUGGCUGGCAUGACAGACUGCAGUUCCAUCAAUGCCAUCUACUGCAUGAGCCACGGAGAGCCUCCUGUCUACCUGCCCCAGCAGGACAGCUGUGUGCACAGGGAGCUGUGCCUCUGGUUUGGAGGCAGGGCUGCUGAUGCAGCACUGCAUGGUGGUAUCCUGGAUCCAACUUCCAGAUGCAACAGAACAAGACCUCAGAGUCCUUCAUCAACUAGAACAGAAACAGAUGAAGAAAAGGUUCAUCUCCAGGGCAUGGUGCAGUCUCGACCUCCAGCAAUGCUUGUCUCGCCUACCAAUGAGGACAUCAUUUUGACAGUAUCACCUCUGGUAUCUCCUCGUGUGUAUGGUAAUGUGAUUUCGAUCUGUACUUGUCGAGGGUUUGCUCUGCAAGGAAUCAGACAGCUGCAGCUUUCACACAAGCAAGCCAUUGUGCUGAGCAUGACAACAAGUCAGAUUGCUGUAUUUUGCCCUGGCAAGAUUUCUAGUUUACCUGAGAACAGUCCUGCAAGAGGAGAGCUUUCUGCUGAAUCACGAGAGCGCUGUCUUGUCUUGUUGCUGAGAAAGGAGGAUGCUAGUCAUCGUAUUCUUGCACUGGUCAAAGGACUGAUGAAUGAACUGGCAAAGCAAAACCUCCUUGGUAAUGGGCAGAGCAGCCUGCCUGCCACAGCUGGGCUGGACCCCUCCAUGUGCUUCCAUGUGGCUCCUUACACUGAGAACUUGCUGCAGAUGCUGGGAGGAAGCUUCAGUGUAGUUCCAGACCCGUGUAACAUUCCUCUGGAUUUUUUCUGCAACCGAAUAUUUGCUUCUGAUCCUGAAAUGGAGCAAGUAGUCCUGCUGACAGUGGUUGGGAUGGAUGCUAUCAACAGUGCUGGAGAGCUCCUUUGCCAGAUCCUUCUUCCUGGGAGCAAUAAUCAGUCUCAAAAUGCAGAAGGACCUGAUUUAGGGUUUGAGCUCCUAGGUCUCAAGUGGUUGCCCCAUCUCACUCGACGUCAGGCAAAAGAAAUAACCCCUUUUGAGGUUGGAGAUGCUUCCUGGCAAAGAAGCCUUGAUACACUAAUGUCUAAUCCAGUCCUUGUGUGUGCGUUACGGCGGAUCAAUGCCUUCCAAGUCCUUGAAGAUGCAUUAAAGAGAUUAACACCGUGCAGAGAGCUAAGUGAAAGUGACAGUGCUCUGCAGAGAGUAAUGGCCUUGACCCCAGAGGUAACAUUCAGACAAGCCAUCCUUUUCUUCACAGAGAAGGAUCUUGUAGCUGAUCCAGAACACCGCCCUACUGCCAAAUACCUGCCACCACCUGGCAAGACAUCCAGGGCUGGAGUGGAAGAGACCCAGAGAUGUCGUGCAGAAUCACUGUUUGCCUACUUGCAUGCAGGAGCCCAGAUCCUCUGCACGGUGCUGCUGAUCAAACCUGGUGCCUGGAGCCAUCAUCUUGCAAGGAUCCUCCGAAAGCUUGACCUAGAAAAAUUCACUGUGGUUGGGAUGAAACACGUACACCUGGAGCCAGACAUCGCCUUAGGACUCCUUUCUUUGGAAGCAAAGCAGGAUCCUGCUGUCCUACAAGCUCACCGUACCUACCUUACCUCAGGCACUUCUCUUGUGCUGUGUCUUCAGAGACCAAAUGCUGUGAAGAAGCUGAUGGACAUGCUGGGACCAGAGGACCCUAAAGUAGCCCAAGCACUAAAUCCAUGCCUCUGGAGGGCCCAGUAUGGCAUCGACGCUGUCCAAAAUGGAUUUUAUGGCUCCGAAUCCUACCAAAUAUCUGUCCGGGAUAUGAAGCUGUUUUUCCCAGAAGGUCUGUGCUGCGCCGAGUGCCAGACACUGGAGGAAGAAGAGAUCUAUAACCUGAAAUGUGACCCCAUAGUUAGUGUGGAAAUCAACAAGCAGUGCAAAAUCAUAAAACAUGAAACAGGAGGGCAACUUGAUUUGCCGGGCUCUGGGCAACCACGCGAUCUUGAUCGGCCAGUGCUCAGUAACCUCAGCCAAACCACUUGCCUCAUCCUGCCGGCGAUAAUCCUCAGGGGUUCGGACCCACCUUAUGUUGAACUGCUUGAUCAGCUUAUUGGCCAAGGUUUCACGGUGACUGGAGUACGCCUCACUGUGCUGGAUGCACCACAAGCUCAUUGCAUCUCCGAGAUACUGAGCAGGGCCAAAUGUGGUGUGGCAGCAAAGUGUUCCCUCUUAAUGGACGGUUUGUGCCUGGUGGUAGCAGCAGAGCGAGACAACGCGGUCAUUGGCUUCGACUCCCUGCUGGACAGCGUGCGUUGGCAGAAGCAGUCGGUGCUGGACAUGGCACAGCAUCUCCUCUAUCCCCAGAAUGAGAAACAGGCUGAAGAGCUGCUCUGUUGUCUUUUUGACUCCCUGACGUCUGACAGCACCUGCCACAUUGAAUCCCAGAGCUGCUAGCUGCUGGUCACAGCCCUCAGGUAGCCCGUGGGCCAGUGCCAUUGCAGGGGGUAUCUGUGCAGGUGGGCACAAAGCCGCUCCCGGCCUCCAGGAGCACCAGCACUUGUUUGUCAUUAUAAUAAAUUCUGAAGCAUCCUGUUA
Gallus gallus (chicken) is the source of this 5901-nucleotide messenger RNA. It is a transcript of the gene DNAAF8, whose product is annotated as dynein axonemal assembly factor 8. The coding region runs from base 709 to 5760 and encodes 1683 amino acids. The record is from RefSeq and is a predicted model, not a curated record. Gene Ontology annotation, molecular function: dynein complex binding. The transcript is spliced from 32 exons. Lineage: Eukaryota; Metazoa; Chordata; Aves; Galliformes; Phasianidae. Gene Ontology annotation, cellular component: dynein axonemal particle.